GAGAGAGAGAGAGAGACUCACACUCAUAGUAAAGCGGAGGCAACUGCGCCGACGAGCUUUACACAAGGCACACAUUUUGUGCUUGAGUUGCAGCGGGUCUGUGAUACAGCCGGAUUGAGAAUUACAUUUCGUUCAAAACUUUACACUUUUGGGAGGAUUUUCUCGUCGCUUGGAACUCAGGUUCUUUCUGGUACGAUUUAAGAUUUGAACAUGAAGCAGUUGAAUGGAUUACAAGGCGGCGUUGUACGCUUUCCGAACUGACAUGGACUGUAGCGACUCUUUCCGUUCACGUUCACCGAAUCUGUUGUGAUCAGACUGCCCAGGUUUAAACAUGGAGGCUCCCUCCAGCUUUCAGCCGCAUCCAGGACUUCAGCAAACUCUCAAGCAGUUUCACUUGAGUUCCAUGAGCUCCCUCGGUGGGCCGGCAGCCUUCUCGGCCCGGUGGCAGCAGGACAUGCUUUUCAAGAAGGACGGUAAGGGCGCCGAGGUGAUGGUGAACCUCCCCGCGCAGACGCCCCCGGUCAUGCCGGGGCCCCUCUUCAUCCCGUCAGACCGCUCCACCGAGAGGUGCGAGACGGUCCUGGAGCGGGAGACGAUUUCGUGCUUUGUGGUGGGCGGCGAGAAGCGCCUAUGCCUGCCGCAGAUCCUCAACAGCGUCCUGCGAGACUUUUCCCUCCAGCAGAUCAACUCUGUGUGCGACGACCUCCACAUCUACUGCUCCCGGUGCACGGCGGACCAGCUGGAGAUCCUCAAAGUUAUGGGCAUCCUGCCUUUCUCGGCCCCCUCAUGCGGACUGAUCACCCAGACCGACGCCGAGCGCCUCUGCAAUGCCCUCAUCUACGGCGGCACGUUCCCACCGCAUGCCGACAAAGAGUUGUCGUGCUCCAUCGAGCUGGAAAGA
Messenger RNA from Sinocyclocheilus anshuiensis, 901 nucleotides. RefSeq names its product ski oncogene-like. The annotation marks the transcript as partial. Lineage: Eukaryota; Metazoa; Chordata; Actinopteri; Cypriniformes; Cyprinidae. The record is from RefSeq and is a predicted model, not a curated record. Gene Ontology annotation, molecular function: RNA polymerase II cis-regulatory region sequence-specific DNA binding; SMAD binding; DNA-binding transcription factor activity, RNA polymerase II-specific. Gene Ontology annotation, cellular component: nucleus; transcription regulator complex; cytoplasm. The transcript has a single exon. Gene Ontology annotation, biological process: negative regulation of transforming growth factor beta receptor signaling pathway; negative regulation of transcription by RNA polymerase II; negative regulation of BMP signaling pathway.